Messenger RNA from Caenorhabditis remanei, 3579 nucleotides. RefSeq lists its product as uncharacterized. Gene Ontology annotation, molecular function: protein tyrosine phosphatase activity; protein binding. Gene Ontology annotation, biological process: protein dephosphorylation. NCBI's taxonomy places the organism in Eukaryota, Metazoa, Nematoda, Chromadorea, Rhabditida, Rhabditidae. The coding region runs from base 1 to 3579 and encodes 1192 amino acids. The record is from RefSeq and is a predicted model, not a curated record. The transcript is spliced from 11 exons.
AUGCGUUCGCGACGCGGAACUGAAAAAGUUCGCUCGCGGCAGCCGUUCGGACGAGGAUUCUUCGGAUCCGAAACUAUGAAAGUUGAAGAAGAAGCUGAGGAGAAAUCAAGGCCGAUGCUUCGUAGCUCUCCAACAUCAUCAGAGCCUCCUGCGAAGAGGAAAAAUGAGAACAUAUUCGCUGCUGUAAUUAAUACUCUUUUACAUAAAGAUGAAGCUCUUGUCGGACCUCCAACAAAUGUUCGUGUGGAAGCAACAAGCAAUUCGACAGCAGUUGUACAAUGGGAUUUCGAAUCUCAGAAGGCUGACUCAUUUGUCGUCAAGUACAUGCACGAGCCAGGAAAUCGAAUGGAUACCGAGAAAUGGAAGCAGUUGCCAGUUGUGAGCAUUGACAAAGAAAAUCCGAAACGAUUUGCGAUUGUAUCUGAAUUGAAUGCUCAUAAGCCGUAUGCAUUCUGUGUUUUAGCAGUCAAAAACAAUCGACAAGGGCCUUGUUCCGAUCCACCAACUGUUCUUGAAAGUGUCACGCCUACAUUCAUGGUCCAGAAUUUGAGGGUUCGAUGGAAAACGAGCAAUUCAGUGCAGCUGACAUGGGAAUACAACGGACCUCGUAACGUUGGGUUCUAUGUGAAUCACACUGGAAAGAAGGACUACAUGAAUCAUGAACUCCAAGAGAAGACCAUGUCGACACCUGGAUUCGGACAAGAUCUUGACGAGAAGACUCGAGAAUAUCUGUGGACGAAUCUCAGGCCGCAUAUGAUGUACACGAUCCACGUAGGCGUGAGGACUUUGCCGCCUGGUGCUCGGAAGUAUUGGCCUCAAGAAGUGAUAACGGUCACUGAUCCAACUGGACCACCAUUUGUAGAUGUACCUCAAUUGAUGGAUUCAUCUGGAACUCAACCUGGACAACAAAUGAUCAGAUUGACACCAGCCACGGAAGAAUAUGGACCAAUUUCUCAUUAUUGGAUCAUUGUUGUUCCAGCUAAUUAUAGCACGGAAGACGUUGUCAACCUGGAUCCAAUUGAACUUGAGAAGGCAACUGCUGAAAAACGAGCUCAACUUGCAAGAUCUUUGAGUGUAUCUCCAUCGAAAAAGCUGAAACGGAAAGCUGAUUAUACCGAAGAAAGAUCGCAUCCAAAAGAGAAAAGAGCACGCCGUGGAGCUGUUCCAGGAGCCUAUGUCACCGCAAGAUUGAGUGCUGAUCGAGUGAAACAACAUUACCGAAAUAACCAGCCAUUUGUUGUCGGAGACUCACAGUUGUAUGACGGGUUCACCAACUAUCCACUCGAGCACAACAUUCACUAUCGUCUCAUGAUGCGAGCUUUUGCGAAAAAUGACGUACGAGCCAAAGACAGUUUUGAACAACGCGCUCCAAUGAGCGAGAAGCUUUCUCGUAUGUAUUCGGAUUCCCUUCUAACUGAACCAUUCACUAUUAAGUCAGCUCUUCGUGGAGCUUCUCAAAAGUCAUCACCAUGGGUUGGAGCUUGUAUUGCCCUGUUUAUUUUGCUUUCAAUUGUUGGAAUGUUGGUUUGUUGGUGGCUUCGAUGCAACAAGAAAUCAGCUGGAAGGCAUCCAAGACAUGGAUCAAUCACGAAGGUUGCACUCACUGGAAACAUUAUGAAUGGAGGUGGAAUGCCUGGAGAAACGAGUAAAUUACUUUCAACAUCCAAUGAAUACGGCCGGCAGAUUAUGAAUCCUUACGAACAAAUGAAUGGAAAUCAACACAUGGAAUCAUCACUUGACCUGUAUCCCCUCCCAAGAAGCCACUCGAGAACCAAUGGAUAUGCACCUGUUCCAGUCCCUCUACCAUCUCUUCCAAAUAAUGGAAACAAUAUGACUACAGUAUCCCAUCCAGCAGUCCCUAUUGCCGAACUUGCUAAUCAUAUUGAGAGACUUCGAAUGAACAAUAAUGUUGGAUUCCAAACAGAAUUCGAGUCGAUUGAAACUGGACAACACUUCACUUGGGAACACUCAUCGGCUGAAAUGAACAAGGAAAAGAAUCGAUAUGCAAAUGUGGCAGCAUAUGAUCAUACUCGAGUGGUAUUAUCAAAUGUUGAAGGAUACCCUGGAAUGGAUUAUAUCAAUGCAAAUUAUGUGGAUGGAUACGAGAAACAGAGAAGUUACAUCGCCACUCAAGGACCAUUACAGAAUACUUUUGCUGAUUUCUGGAGAAUGGUUUGGGAAGAACAGUCAGUGACGAUAGUGAUGCUGACCAAUCUGGAAGAGAGAAGUAGAACUAAAUGUGAUCAAUAUUGGCCGAGUCGUGGAACAGCAGUUCACGGCGAUAUCGAAGUGACUCUACUCGAAAGUGUUCAUUUAGCUCAUUACACAAUGAGAACGAUGCGGCUGAAAAUGAUCGGAGAGCCAGAGAUUCGAGAGAUCAAACAUCUUCAGUACACUGCCUGGCCAGAUCAUGGAGUUCCAGAUCAUCCAACGCCUUUCUUGAUCUUCUUGAAGAGAGUCAAAACUCUGAAUCCACAGGAUGCAGGACCGAUCAUUUCACAUUGUAGUGCUGGAAUUGGAAGAACUGGAGCAUUCAUUGUGAUUGAUUGUAUGUUGGAGAGAUUACGAUAUGAGAAUACAGUGGAUAUCUAUGGAUGUGUUACAAUGCUUCGAUCACAAAGAAGUUACAUGGUACAGACUGAAGAACAGUACAUUUUCAUUCAUGACGCUGUUCUUGAUGCUGUCAACAGUGGAUCAACUGAAGUACCAGCAAGUCGAUUACAUCAACAUGUUCAAGCACUGAUGCAACCAUCAGUUGAUCAAAUGUCUGGAAUAGAUAUGGAGUUCAGACAUUUGACUACACUGAGAUGGACCAACAAUCGAUGCACUGUCGCUAAUCUUCCAGUCAACCGAAACAAGAACCGAAUGUUGAGUGCAGUACCUUAUGAUUCAAAUCGAGUCAUCAUGCAUAUGAUUCAUGGAAUCGAAGGAUCCGAUUAUAUCAAUGCCUCGUGGAUUGAUGGAUACAAAGAACGUGGAGCAUACAUUGCUGCUCAAGCUCCGACAGACGAAACUGCGGCUGACUUCUGGCGAGCAAUAUGGGAGCACAACUGUCCGAUUGUUGCAAUGUUGGUACAACUAACAGAACGAGGUCAAGAACAGUGCAGUGCUUAUUGGCCACCGGAAGAAGGUGUUACAGUUGGAAACCUGCGUAUCGAGAUGAUGUCUGAAUAUGAUAUGAAGCAUUAUCAUCUUCGAGAAUUCAGGCUUUCUGAUAUUUAUACCCACGAAAUGAGAACAAUCCGUCAGUUCCAAUUCAUGGAAUGGCCAGAAACGGGAAGACCAUACAAAGCUGAUCAUUUCCUUGAUUUUGUCACUCAAGUGCACAACACUUAUGCUCAAUUCGGAUGCACUGGACCCAUCACAGUUCACUGUUGCUCUGGAGCCGGACGCACUGCAGUCUUCAUUGCUCUUUCGAUUAUUCUUGACAGAAUGAGGGCCGAGCAUGUCGUUGACGUUUUCACAACGGUCAAACUGUUGCGAACGGAACGACAAAACAUGAUUCAGGAGCCAGAUCAAUACCACUUUUUGUACCAGGCAGCUUACGAAUAUCUUGCUGCAUACGAUAACUUCUCGUAG